Messenger RNA from Lichtheimia ornata, 1095 nucleotides. RefSeq names its product chorismate mutase. The record is from RefSeq and is a predicted model, not a curated record. Bases 1 to 1095 code for a protein of 364 amino acids. Gene Ontology annotation, molecular function: prephenate dehydratase activity; chorismate mutase activity. Gene Ontology annotation, biological process: L-phenylalanine biosynthetic process; chorismate metabolic process. Gene Ontology annotation, cellular component: cytoplasm. NCBI's taxonomy places the organism in Eukaryota, Fungi, Mucoromycota, Mucoromycetes, Mucorales, Lichtheimiaceae. The transcript is spliced from 8 exons.
AUGUCUGAUUUAUCUUCGUUACGGAAACGCAUUGACGAUCUCGACAACACGUUGGUCGAUUUACUGAAUGAGCGCGCUCAAGUAUCGCUCAACAUUGGUGCUGCCAAGCGAAAAGCAACCGACAGUGAUACAAAGGAGCUCCAUGUAUAUAUGCCUGGACGUGAGAAGGAGGUGUAUGCAAAGCUUGAACGGCUUAAUCAAGGACCUUUGGCGCACGACUCUCUCCAUGCUAUUUUCCGUGAGAUCAUGUCGGCUUCGAUUGCCUUGCAAAAAGAUAUCUCCAUUGCCUAUCUCGGACCCCCUGGCACAUUUUCGCAUCAAGCAGCAUACAAACGAUUGGGUGAUAGCGUUGCCUAUAUGCCAGUAAAGCAGAUUGCAGAUGUAUUUGAUGCAGUGGAGAAAAAGAAAGCAACCUAUGGUUUGGUACCCUUUGAAAACUCGACAUUCGGCACGGUGGUUGAAUCCAUGGAUUGCUUCAUCAAGACCAGCGUUCAUGUGCGUGCAGAGAUAUAUUUAACGGUACACCAAUGCUUAUUAUCCAAUAGUACCAUGGACAAGAUCACCAAGGUGUACAGUCAUCCACAGGGGCUUGGUCAAACGCAACAAUGGUUGACAACCCAUCUUCCCAAUGCCAAACGUAUUCCUGUCAAAUCGACUGCUGAAGCUGCUGAACAAGCUGCAGCUGAACAAGGGGCUGCUGCUGUAUGUAGUGAGAUUUGUGCCAGCUUAUAUGGAUUGGAUAUUCAUGCACGGGAUAUCGAAGAUAAUGCAGCAAAUACCACACGCUUCCUUUUGAUUGGUACCUCCUCUGACAAUGCCACGAACGAUGAUCACACACUUAUUCAUUUUACUGUGGAUCAUCGACAACCCGGUGCCCUUUGUGAUGGACUCAAGGUGUUUAAGGAUUAUGGACUUAACCUCUUCAAGAUUGAUUCUCGUCCCAGUGGACAACGCCCUUGGCAUUACGUGUUUAUGGUUGAAUGUUCUGGCCAUCAUCAAAAUCAACCAGUGCAAGAUGCAGUGAAGGAAUUGGAAAAGUAUUGUUUGGAUGUGGUAGUACUUGGUAGUUUCCCCAAUCAAAGAAGACCCGAAUAG